AUGGAGAAAAAUGAGGUUGCUGUUGCUAAAAAAGAGCCUAAUUAUAGAGGAGUCAAAGCAAUGCCUUUUGUUAUAGGCAAUGAGACAUUUGAGAAGCUGGGAACAAUGGGAACAUCUUCUAACAUGUUGGUGUACCUAAGUACAGUGUUCAACAUGAGCUCUAUUUCUGCCACUAAUCUCAUCAAUAUCUUCAAUGGAACUUGCAAUUUUGGAACAUUGUUUGGUGCCUUUCUCUCCGAUACUUAUCUAGGCCGAUAUAAGAUCCUCGGAAUUGCUUCAGUUUCCUCUUUCCUGGGGAUGCUAGUGCUAACACUGACAGCAGCAGUUUCGGCUCUACAUCCUCCUAAAUGUGGAGCAGAAGAGAGUAGCAAAUGUGUUUAUUUGUUCAAACUCGAAUAA
Fraxinus pennsylvanica is the source of this 399-nucleotide messenger RNA. The record is from the annotation of a GenBank genome assembly. NCBI's taxonomy places the organism in Eukaryota, Viridiplantae, Streptophyta, Magnoliopsida, Lamiales, Oleaceae.